Molecule: messenger RNA, 1587 nt
Organism: Oryza brachyantha (malo sina)
Lineage: Eukaryota; Viridiplantae; Streptophyta; Magnoliopsida; Poales; Poaceae
Product: cytosolic isocitrate dehydrogenase [NADP]-like
Exons: 15
Coding region: 114-1352 (412 amino acids)
Biological process (GO): isocitrate metabolic process
Cellular component (GO): mitochondrion
Molecular function (GO): magnesium ion binding; NAD binding; isocitrate dehydrogenase (NADP+) activity
Source: RefSeq, a predicted model, not a curated record
CUGCAUUUCGCCAAUCUUCCUUUCCACAUCCGCCCGCCGCCGCCGCCGCCGCCGCCUGCUUCCCACCGGCUCCCGAUCUCCGAGGCAAGCAGCGCCCGGCCGCCGCCGCCGCCAUGGCGUUCGAGAAGAUCAGGGUCGCCAACCCCAUCGUCGAGAUGGACGGUGAUGAGAUGACCAGGGUAUUCUGGCAGUCUAUCAAGGACAAGCUUAUCUUUCCAUUUCUGGAUCUGGACAUUAAGUAUUAUGACUUGGGAAUUCUCCACCGUGAUGCAACUGAUGACAAGGUCACUGUGGAAGCUGCAGAGGCUACUCUCAAGUACAAUGUGGCUAUUAAGUGUGCAACGAUCACUCCAGAUGAAGCUCGGGUUAAGGAGUUCAACCUAAAGCACAUGUGGAAGAGCCCAAAUGGCACAAUUAGGAACAUUAUAAAUGGCACUGUAUUCAGAGAGCCAAUUAUAUGCAAAAAUGUCCCAAGGCUUGUUCCAGGAUGGACUAAGCCCAUUUGCAUUGGAAGGCAUGCCUUUGGUGAUCAGUACCGAGCAACUGAUGCAGUUCUGAAGGGGCCUGGCAAGCUCAAGCUGGUUUUUGAGGGAAAAAAUGAGCAGAUUGAUCUUGAGGUGUUCAAUUUCACUGGUGCUGGAGGAGUUGCCUUGUCCAUGUACAACACUGAUGAGUCAAUCCGAGCUUUUGCUGAAGCUUCUAUGACAACUGCGUAUGAGAAGAAAUGGCCACUGUAUCUUAGCACCAAAAACACAAUCCUGAAGAAAUAUGAUGGAAGGUUCAAGGAUAUUUUCCAGGAGGUCUAUGAAGCUGGGUGGAAAUCCAAGUUUGAGGCUGCUGGAAUAUGGUAUGAGCAUCGUCUUAUUGAUGACAUGGUUGCCUAUGCACUUAAGAGUGAAGGAGGCUAUGUGUGGGCUUGCAAGAAUUAUGAUGGAGAUGUGCAGAGCGAUUUCUUAGCUCAAGGUUUUGGCUCAUUGGGUUUGAUGACAUCAGUAUUGGUGUGCCCUGAUGGAAAAACAAUUGAAGCUGAAGCUGCCCAUGGCACAGUUACCCGUCAUUUCCGUGUUCACCAGAAGGGAGGCGAGACAAGCACAAACAGCAUCGCUUCAAUCUUUGCUUGGACAAGAGGACUUGCUCACAGGGCAAAGCUAGACGACAAUGAUAGACUUCUUGACUUUGCACUAAAACUUGAAGCUGCUUGUGUUGGGACUGUGGAAUCUGGAAAGAUGACCAAAGACCUUGCUCUUCUUAUUCAUGGAUCUUCAAACGUCACUAGAAGCAAUUACCUGAACACUGAAGAGUUCAUUGAUGCGGUUGCUGCGGAGCUCCGGUCAAGACUGGCAGCCAAUUGAGUUUAAGAUAUUUGGCAACUUAAGCGCUUAAUUUCCCGUCUGUUAAAAGUCCGGUUCGAAUGAACUUUUACAGCGUCGUUACAAAUUGUUGUCAAUCCAAGCAGGCCAUAGUUGCUGAUAUCACGUAGACGGGAUCCUCAAAAUAAAGGAUAUAUAGAACAUUUGGUCAUUGCUGAUGGUUGUGUUCUCUACAUUUUCAUAUUAUUGUCCAUCUGGAAGUAAUCUACCUUGCUCA